Topomyia yanbarensis is the source of this 1654-nucleotide messenger RNA. RefSeq names its product LIM/homeobox protein Awh-like. Gene Ontology annotation, cellular component: nucleus. Gene Ontology annotation, molecular function: DNA-binding transcription factor activity, RNA polymerase II-specific; RNA polymerase II transcription regulatory region sequence-specific DNA binding. Gene Ontology annotation, biological process: regulation of transcription by RNA polymerase II; neuron differentiation. The coding region runs from base 545 to 1438 and encodes 297 amino acids. The record is from RefSeq and is a predicted model, not a curated record. The transcript has 6 exons. NCBI's taxonomy places the organism in Eukaryota, Metazoa, Arthropoda, Insecta, Diptera, Culicidae.
GGUCGUGUUUAGACGUGCCCGCGCAUAUAUUUUUUUUCUCACGCCGGUGUUCCAACUGAGCUUUUUCGCGUUUUUGUUUCAUUGUAGUCACGUGCGUGUUCGAACGACUGUCACGUUCUAUCAAUUGAUCUACUUUAUCGACCUGGUGAGAGAACAGGCACACGUAAUAGAUAAUCGAUUAGGACGCCUAGCCGGUCAUCGCCGCUGGAUGAUGCUCGGGUCCCCACCCGGUGCGGGAUGGGAAAAUUGCGAACGAAGAAUGCUGCUGGAAAAUCGCUUACCUUCACAGUAUUAUUGUGGUGAAAAUGGGAAGCGCUGAAACUAGUUGGCGCUUGACGUGAUUUUAAUUAACUUAUGGAAAAUAUCGUAGUUUAUCUUGGAAUGUGAAUUGUUGCGGAAUGAAGUGGCAGUGGGAAAGUUGUGCAAUGAAAAAAUUAUCGCUCGAAAGCAGACAUACCUUCGGACAUAUCGAAAGCUCACAGUAGGCUGACGAGAAGAAAACUAAUGAAUACCGGCACAUGGGUUGGAUGCUGUGAAGGAGAAUAUGAAGAAAGAACUACGCUCCUGCACGGCAUGCGGUGAGCCCAUCUCAGACAAGUACCUGCUAGACGUCGGCGGCUGCUCGUGGCACUCUGCGUGCCUUCGCUGCUGCAUCUGUCAUACCCCGCUCGAUCGCCAGCCGUCCUGUUUUCUAAAGGAGCGGCAGAUCUACUGCAAAACCGACUACACAAAAACGUUUGGUGCCAAGUGUGCUCGCUGCAAUAGAAUCAUCGCCGCCUCCGAUUGGAUCCGCCGCGCUCGUGAGCUGAUCUUUCAUCUGGCCUGCUUUGCCUGUGAUAGCUGUGGACGCCAAUUGUCCACCGGAGAACAGUUUGCCCUAGUCGACGAAAAAGUGCUCUGCAAAACGCACUACUCGGAGAUAUUUGACUGUGGAACCUCCAGCGAUGAUGGAUGCGAAGCCGAUGGUAGCCAGAAAAGCAGCAAAACUAAGCGAGUUCGGACCACAUUCACGGAGGAGCAGCUGCAGAUCCUGCAGGCAAACUUCAACAUUGACAGCAACCCAGACGGGCAAGAUCUCGAACGGAUAGCGUCGGUAACUGGUCUCAGCAAGCGAGUCACCCAGGUGUGGUUCCAAAACUCACGUGCUCGUCAGAAGAAGCACGUCCAAGUUCCUAGGGAUGGCGACCUGAAUCCAUUCGCCAGACAUAUCAACCUUCAGCUGUCGUACACAUUCCAGCACAGUCCAAUGCAUAUGGCACCAGUUGGUCCGGCCGGUAGUAUAAACAAUAAUGUAACCGGUAAUGUGGGACCAUGUUAUAGUAAUGUAAAUAAUAACUUAAUAAGCUCGUCAAAAUCGUCGCCGUACAGUAGACAUGAAUCGUCGCUAGAUGAACUAUCGGAGGAUUCAGCUAUUCAUUGUAUGCAAAGCGAAAUAUAAAUGCAGAGAGGAGUGGUCAGUGCCGAUGUUGAACCAAAGUGUGUCUACAAUUUUGCAUUAGUUUCUAAAUCAGUUUCGUUUAUCUUUUAAAACAGGUUGACUAAGUUAUUCAUUAGGUCUAAAAAUAGAUAACAAAGCUCUAUCAUCAAAAAAGUAUUUAUGUGCCCAGUAAUUUGUUGAUAUCGAUUCGUUUACUAUUACAAAUUAGGUGUAGUU